Molecule: messenger RNA, 2028 nt
Organism: Lotus japonicus
Lineage: Eukaryota; Viridiplantae; Streptophyta; Magnoliopsida; Fabales; Fabaceae
Exons: 7
Coding region: 251-1636 (461 amino acids)
Molecular function (GO): phosphoprotein phosphatase activity
Source: RefSeq, a predicted model, not a curated record
AUAAUCCAACAACGCAUAGUUACACUUGCUCUCUCUCUCUUCACCCGCGGAACCAAAAUCAAUGGAACUCUAGAGAGAGAAACUAGAGAGAGAGUGAGAGAGACAGAGAGUGUGUGAGGGUUGGUUCAGUUCCUAACUAGUUUGCUAGCUUCCACAGCAGCCUCUGCUGCCUUGACUGCCUAGAGGGACCUUCGUUCCCCACACAUGUGCCCAGAGCCAGACUGCUGUGCCUAUAGUAAGCAUAAAUCAAAUGCCAUCCCUAAAAAUGAAGAGCAAAGUAAGUGUGAGCUGUUUAACAGAAAGAACAGAUCUUCUUCAUGUGUGUCCAAAAUCAAAGAUAAUUUCCAAAAAUCCAUGCUCUAAGAUAAUGAUUUCUGCUCAAACGGUAGAAAUAGACACUACUAUCCAGAAUUUCCUUGAUGUUUCCUCAAAGCCGCCCAAAGACAUUGCAAGUGAUCAAUCCAUUGACAAAAAAGAAUUUCUGGAUAACGAAAAUUCUGUCCUGGAAAGAAUGGAACUGAACAACCCCUGUACAACAAACUUUGAGACAAUUUUUUCUCCUGCUUUUGAGCCCAUUGAAGUCAAUUCCCAACAUUAUACUGAAAAAGAUGCAGGGAGCAUUUGUGAUACUAACAUGGCAGGAUUAGGAGCUGAUGAGGGAAGAAAUAUUUGUGGCUAUGAAACAUGUGAUGUUUCAGACUUCUACAUUUCUGACAUGAUCAUCUCAAGCUUACCCAUUGGUGGAAAUGCCUUUGACGAUGAUGAUGUCGGUGAAACCAAUUGCCUCUCUGACUAUGGAUCAGAUGAGCCAUCCGUGUUUCCUGCUUCUGAGCAGUACACGGUCCUGCCUGCUCUUGAAGAUGAUGUUAAAGUUGGCGGUAUUUCUCAAAUCAUAUCAUAUGAAGAAGCCAUGAUGGUUCAAGAAAGUGCUAGCUUAUAUUCAGCCAUGACUCAGAUUAGAUCAAGCAACCUGGAAUCUGAUGCUAAAAAUGACAUGGAUAAGGCGGAGUCCUUUGAUCCGCAAUCAUUUAUCAAGAAUUUACCAGAACUAUCUGAAGCAGAUUUAAGUGGCCAGCCCACAUUAAUCCCUAAGCAAUCUCCAAAAAGGAAGUCAAUAACCCUAGUGCUUGAUUUAGAUGAGACACUUGUUCAUUCUACAUUGGAACCUUGUGAUGAUGCGGAUUUCACUUUUACCGUCUUCUUCCAUAUGAAAGAGUAUACAGUAUAUGUAAAACAGAGGCCUUACCUCCACACAUUCUUGGAGAAAGUAUCAGAGAUGUUUGAAGUAGUUAUUUUUACUGCCAGCCAAAGUUUAUAUGCGAAACCGCUACUUGAUAUACUGGAUCCUGAUGGAAGGUUUAUUUCUCGCCGUGUGUAUCGGGAAUCAUGCCUUUUUUCAGAUGGAAAUUACACCAAAGAUCUUACUAUAUUAGGUGUUGAUCUGGAAAAAGUUGCAAUAAUCGAUAAUUCACCUCAGGUUUUCCGUUUGCAAGUGAAUAAUGGUAUUCCCAUAAAGAGUUGGUUUGAUGAUCCAUUAGAUUCUGCACUGAUGUCAUUACUUCCCUUUCUAGAGACCUUGGCUGAUGCUGAUGAUGUCCGUCCUAUCAUUGCAAAGAGAUAUGGUAACAAAGAAUAAGGUUUCUUGUUACACCAAAUUUAGCUGCUCUUCUACUUUCUCUAGGUUUAAGAAAAUUUGGCCUCUAAUUAGAUGCUAAGGUCCCCUUUCCGUUUGAGCUUGAGAUGAAUUAACCUAUACAAUAAACUAUUGGUUGUCUUUUGGUUGAGUCCAAAAUUGGUUCCUAUUUCUUCUCAGUUGACAAAUCUGGAGUUCUCAGUUUCUCUUGAAAGGUAGUUUUAUCAAGUAUCUCUGUUUCUUUUCUCCCUCUAUUAGUCUUUGACUUGUAUAGUUGAAGUUCAUAUAUUCUAUGUGGGUGUACAUGAAGUUUAUCAUAUUAUGGAGGGCAAAUCAAUUGUAUGUGUACCAAUAGAAAUGGAGACUGUAUCGAGUUUUUACUUGGUCUUUGUUUA